Molecule: messenger RNA, 1555 nt
Organism: Suillus discolor
Lineage: Eukaryota; Fungi; Basidiomycota; Agaricomycetes; Boletales; Suillaceae
Exons: 17
Coding region: 6-1283 (425 amino acids)
Source: RefSeq, a predicted model, not a curated record
GCCGUAUGAUACCAGUGACUGCCUCCCGCCAUAGAGGUUUGGGCUUGGCUUUCCAUUGCAGUCCGUGCCAGUUCCACGCCGCAAACGCCAGUCCGAUGAAGACAAAUGUAAAGCUUCAGCGCUUCAGCCUUCAAACCAUGACAUCCGAGUCUGCACCUGAGCCGGUCCCAGCGUCCUGCAGGCGAGACAUUACCAAUGCUAAGCGGCCCGAUACCGCAUACACCGUGUACGAAGAAGGCGAUGCUGCCGCAACCAAGUCCAACUCUAUUUAUUCAUGUCCUGCUUUCUACGGUCCUCGAGCUAUCGGUCUUACCGCUGUGACUGUUUCGACCAUGCCUUUGUCCCCCCAGUUCAUGGAAGACGUCUGGGUGCGGAGGCAUGUCUAUAUAUCGUACACAUCGUCGGAUUCUCACCUAAUAUUGUCUAGGUCGUUCUCCGCAGCUGGCCAUACAUUACUAGUCUACGACUAUCUCCUAACUUUCAGAGAAGAAUUCGUCUACAUCUGGAAGGCCCCCUGGACGGUUAUCAAAAUCGUGUUUCUUCUCAGCAGGUAUGGAAACCUUAUUGGACAGACUGCCAUCCGGCUGGAAGAGGCUGGUCUCCUUGCACAUAAUUCUCAAAAGUUCUGUCAAGGGUUUUCAAUUUUCACCACUUGCUUCAUGCUUGUGUCCAUCCAAUCGAUCCACAUCCUCGUGCUCCUGCGUGCAUGGGCUAUCUGGGGAACUCGAAGGCGUGUGAUGAUGAGCUUCGCCUGGAGCUACGUGGGCUGCAUUGUUGUGCUGGUGGCUAGCGCAGUGUACGGUUUAUACGCCGGUGAUAUUCAAUUUCAGUUCCUCGACGUGGCUCAGGUUUGCGUGGCGACAGGGCCUAAAUAUGUGUGGUCAAUCUACGUUGGAAGCUUUAUCCUUGAUGCAGUACUCUUCGUCUUAACGAUGCGAAGUCUCCGGAUAUAUUCUAGGGAAUUUCAGCAACUCUACCCGUCUAGUCUCCUCCAUGUACUCGUUCGAGACGCGACCUUAUUUUUCAUCGCUAGUAUGUUCAUUAAUGCAUUGACCGUUAUCUCUUGGACUGCAUUCAGGACCCAUCCAACAUAUUUCCUUGGUAAAGGGUUCGCGACUCCGUUACUUUCGGUAGCUGGUCAGCGCCUAGUCCUGAACCUUCGGAGUCUUCAAACGCGUUCCUACGAAACUCGCGACCUCAGCCGUGAAGUGGACCGGCAACUACAAGCAUUUGCUGAAGUAGACCUGGAUGAUGUAGAAGAGCUGGAAGGUGUGCGAGAGUAGGGUGGUUGUUCUGUACCAAUAUCGACUGAACACAGACGACCCUUUGUGCUCGCUUUGUUUCUAGAAUUUCCUUUACGUUUCCUAUGCCCCUUUUAAAUAUCCGUGUAUAUCCAGUAUCAGGUGUAUCCUUCAGUCGGACUGACUAUCUCUGACUGACUAACUUGUAGCUAGUCUGCCUUGUAAUUCUUCUGUAGUUCUUCUACUAUCUUCUAUAUAGUGGCGAUUCGAUGGUCGCGGACCAGUCUACCAUACUUUUAUACCACGAGAAAAUA